UCGGCGACGGCAAUAGUUUUUUUUUUGGAAAGGAUUGCGUUAGAAAAAAAGCAGCAUCUGAAGUGAGUGGUGCAGUGCUUCUCUGCCGCAAGCUAGAAACGCAACGCGUUUAAAUCGAGUUCUGAAUUGCACACAUAAAUAAACAGGCGUGCAGCACGAUGAGUGUGUUGGCAUAUCCGCGUACAAAUGAAGAGGAGAUUUUUCGUCACUGCACAAAGGAUUGUGGUAUUGUAUCGGCCACCGAGGAUUUUCAGUAUUUUGCCCUACGUUGCGCUUCCUGCAGCGCCAAAUUUCAAUACUUCGAUGCAUUUAUUGGCCACAUGCAGACGAUGCAUCUGGAAGAUGUUUCACAACAGCAGCAUCAUGACCAUGACCGUGGUCUCCGUUUCAAUAUGGGGGUGGAGAUGGACACCGACGAGGCUGGUGAUAAUGAUGACACAAACUUUGAUGAGAUCGAAGACUUGACCGAUGCGGAUACUGCGCUACUAGUGCCCCAGAUGGUUAUCAAGCAGGAGAUUAGCGAGCUAGACAACAGCAGUGACGAGGCUGUUGUGCCAGAUCAUGAUGUUGACGAUGACAAUGAUGAUGAAGUAAUACUGCCCGAAACUACCAUACCCCCAGGGAGCGCGCGCCUAAAUGUCUCGGCUCCACCGUCCCAACCAUCGGCCGACAGACACUUUUAUCCAAACGACUCUUUGCGUGGAGACGGCGACUCAUCUGUAGAUGGUGAUGGUGAUCAAAGCUAUAUGGAUGAUAAUUCCGGCGAUUAUGCCGAAUACAACAACUACGGCACCUCCAACAACUCUGGUACCCACAACGACUAUGACGAAAUGGUCGAAGAAUCGCUGUUAGGGCGCGACAGGGAGCUGACCAUGCACAUAAAGGAUCGCAAAAUGAUACAAUUCCUUAUACAAUCUUACAAACGCAAUCCCUUCCUAUGGGAUCACAGCCACGCUCAGUUCCGCGAUCGCGUCAAGCGUGGCCGCUUCCUUGACUGGAUUGUGCUGGAGUUUACGAGUCGCUUCAACAUUUCACUAGCAAAGGACGCCAUUACUCGAAAGUGGGACAAUUUACGAACUGUCUACAAGCGUGAGUGCAAUCGCAUGGCUCUGGAAAAGACCAACAUCAGCACGUUGUGGUAUUUCAAAGAGCUGCAUUUCCUCAACGAGGUCUACAGCUACAAUUCAAAAAUGUCCGAUGCGGUUGUCAAGGAAACCUCAUACCGUCGCCGCUUUUCAGCCAUUUGGAAUGACACUUCAACAGCAAAAUUGCUGAGUAUGGUGAAACGUUAUCAAUGCUUCUACAACCGUUUCGAUCCGGACUAUCGCAGCAAAGAGCGACGUGGCGAAGGCCUGCAACAGAUGGCCCUGGAGCUGCAGCAGAUGAUCGAUGUCACAACUAUACAGAUCUCCAAGCGUAUCUCACAGCUGCGUUUUGAUUACUCUAAGCAGAAGGUGGAACGUCUAAACUGCGAGCGUAUAGGUCGCAAAUUUAUACCGAACUACAUCUACUAUGAUCAAAUGCAUUUCAUGGAUGACGACAUACCGCCCUUUAAGUGCCAGCAGUGUCCAGAGAUCCUUCAGACGUUACGAGAACUCGAUCUGCACGUCCAUCAGCCCAGCUUUGGAGGAGGCUACUAUUGCAAUUUAUGCAAAAUACAAUUUCAUACAGCCGGCGAGUUCGACAAUCACAAGCACAUGCACGGGAACUCGAGCAGCGAGAUUAAGUUCAACUGUGAGCUGUGCACUGCAAGCUUCCGCGAGAAAUCCAACUACGAUGAGCAUGUUCGUCGCCACAAUGAGGAGCUAUUGUUGCCCUCCCUGGCCAUGAGCAACAGCGGGGAAACUCCCAAUCAAGUCGUUGGCGACGAUGAGAAUCCUUCUGCGCUCAACGAGAUGUACAUGUCCGAGCCACCGAAACCAUUUCCCUGCGAGGUGUGCCAUCGCUCCUUUGCCUCGCCCGGACAUUUGAACGCCCACAUGAUUGUGCAUCAAGAUGAUCGGGAGCGUACCUAUAAGUGCGACUAUCCACAGUGCAACAAGUCGUUCAUGUCGCGCCACAAUCUCUUCGAUCACCUGAAGCAGCACUACAACAGUGAAGAGUUUAAAUGCGACAUUUGCGGAAAGACCUUUAAGUCCACAAAGAAUCUACAGAAUCACAAGCAAAUCCACGACAAGAUCAAGCGUUAUAUUUGUCAGAUAUGCGGAUCUGCUUUCGCUCAAGCCGCUGGCCUUUAUCUACACAAGCGUCGUCACAAUCGUUCCGGUGGUGGUCCAGUAGGCGGUGGUGGACGUGGCUCGCGCAAUUCACUCUGAACGUAGACUGGUGAGUGGGAAGAGGUGACCAAUUAGUGAGAGCUGCGAUUUGUAGGUAGUAGAUCUAAGAAAAUGCAGCAAUGCAACGUCCUCCAUAAUAGCAGCUCUAAUCUUAAUUAUGUUAAUAGAAACAUACACACAUAUUGCAAUAAUUCUGCAUUUUCCGCGAGACUAUCACUGUACUUAACAAGGAUCAUUCAGCAAUGCAUCAUUGAGAUUCGGAAGAUCAUUUUUGAAUGUUUAUGGAGUACUUCUUACAUAUAUACAACAUACAUUUGUACAUAUAUUAAGUACUUUUCAUCCAUUUAUUUAGUUUCCAGGCACUCUCAUUCUAACACACAGCGAAGAGUAGAAAGACGUGCCAUCUCUUUUGCACGCAUUCCUCCCAAACACUUAAUGUUAGUUUUUGUUGCCUUUAUUUAAUUACUCUAUCUUUUGGUUGGUUGUUGGCUGAUAACAGCAACAACUACAACACAGACAAUUUAAAGACAUUCCCCGAUUUGUGUGCUAGAUCAUGUGGCCAAUAAAAAAGGAGCUAAAAUUGCAGCCUUCUAUUAGAUAAUUACAAUAUAAGAUUUAAUUACUUACGCACACACACGCAUUCCAACACUUCAUACUAGGAAAAUGCUAAAGAGAAAGGGAGACAGGCGGAGAAGACGAAGAACAGAAAAAGUAUUCAUAAAGUAUUUUAUGUACAAUUAUUUACUUAUACACAACAAAAAACAGGCGCCCUUAACACAAUUUGCUGCCAACUGUGCGUGAACGAACAACAAACAUUCAUACAUACAUAUGUACAAACAUACACAAAAAUUUGUCCAUAAGAAUGUAUGUACAUUGUAUGCAUGUAUGAAUGUAAUCCAAUGCAGGAAACUACAGUUACUAUGCUCAAGUCGAUAAACCCACGCCUUCUAAAUCAUUUAUGCGAAAUCAAGCGCAUACUUACUCUUAAGUAUUUUUUUACGAACGACUGAUCUAAGAAAAGUUAUAAAUAAAUACAAAUGUACAUGCCAUGCUGAAGCAAACAAACAAAUUAAUCAGAAACGCAUUGCAUUUGAAUAAACAUAGACCACGACAUCAACAAGAAAUAUAAAAAUAUAAUUAACGAGUGGCAGCAACAGCAAUUAAAUAUUAAUAAGUAUUGUACCUACAUACAUUUAGCACAAUUGGCAACACUGCAUAUACAUACAUACAUACUUAUAUAAGUUUUAUGAAUUAAAUAAAUAAUUUCUUGUAUCCAUACUCAUAUGUAUUAAGUAACGUCCGGGCGUAACCUUUGUAUUUAUAUUCUUCAAUUCAUCCAAAUGUUGUAUAAAAAGAACUAAACAUAAACAUCUUUUCCACAUUUUAUAGGAAAUGCGCUUCCACAUAGGCAUACAUACAUAGUACAUAGGCGCACAGUUCUUAAUAUUUAAAAACCCUAUCUGUAUCUGUAUACCAUAGUUCAAUGAAUUAUUUAUGAAACAAUAAUUUACCAUAAGCUCUGUCUUAUUAUACAAAUGUAAAUUUCAAGAAAAUUAAAUAACACAUUCAUGAAA
Molecule: messenger RNA, 3850 nt
Organism: Scaptodrosophila lebanonensis
Lineage: Eukaryota; Metazoa; Arthropoda; Insecta; Diptera; Drosophilidae
Product: zinc finger protein 667
Exons: 3
Coding region: 159-2315 (718 amino acids)
Biological process (GO): regulation of DNA-templated transcription
Molecular function (GO): RNA polymerase II cis-regulatory region sequence-specific DNA binding; DNA-binding transcription factor activity, RNA polymerase II-specific
Source: RefSeq, a predicted model, not a curated record